GUCUUUUUAAUUGCCCUGAUGCAUUCAUGUAAUGAAAUAAUGGAGUACUUUCUCUUUGUAAUUUUCGCUGAUAUUUACCUUCUACAAUAAAUAAAGAUGACGUGAUAGUAUAAAAGUUAUAUUUAUACAGACACUAUGAAGUAGGAAUAUGUGUUUGGCGUUGUCCACAUCACGAAGAAGUUUUUUUUAUGUAGUGUUGUUCUUCAUAACUUCGGCGGGUUCAAAGGUUGGUGAACCUUUUGAUAUUUGAUAUUUAUGCCAUCGAAUCUCAGUAAAAGAUUUUGUAGUUUCAAGAAUGGCUGUACUAAAAGAAGGAAGCAGACCACCAUGGGUAGGUCUUGCUGCUGCUGUUUGGGUACAGAUAGCAGCUGGUAAUGCUUAUACUUUCCCACUAUAUUCCCCUGCUUUGAAAUCAGUGUUGGGUUUUAGUCAGCAGCAGCUUACUAUUAUUGGAGUGGCAAAUGAUAUUGGGGAGAAUGUUGGGAUUCUGCCUGGCAUAGCUUGCAACAAGUUCCCACCUUGGGUUAUUUUGCUUCUUGGUGUUUGCCUUUCUUUUUUUGGCUAUGGUGUUCUUUGGCUUGCUAUCAGCCAAACUGUGCUCUCCUUGCCGUACUGGGUUCUUUUUCUCGCACUGGUAGUUGCUACAAACAGCAGUGCAUGGAUGGGCACAGCAGUACUUGUCACCAAUAUGAGGAACUUCCCUCUCAGUAGAGGCACUGUUGCUGGCAUACUGAAAGGCUAUGUUGGCUUGAGUGGUGCAGUUUUCACAGAGAUCUUCGCCAUGGUUCUUAAUAAUUCAGCUUCAGAUUUAUUGCUGUUUCUAACAUUGGGAGUUCCGACCAUCUGUUUGGCCAUGAUGUAUUUUAUACGGGCUUGCACACCAGCUUCUGGAGAGGAUUCUUCUGAACAUGUCCAUUUUCUUUUCACUCAAGCAGCAAGUCUAUUGCUUGCAGUUUAUCUUCUCACUACAACAAUUUUGAAGAACAUGCUAUCUCUAAGAAGUUCCAUCUCCUAUAUACUUGUUGGAGUAAUGGUUGUUUUCUUGAUGUCUCCUUUAGCAAUUCCCUUGAAGAUGACACUCUUUCCAUCUCGUCUCAAGAGAUCUGGAAAAUUAGAUGGUUCCUCAAAUGAUUUGACUGAAGAAGAGGUCAGUUCCAGCCAAACGGCGGCCUUAUUAACUCCAAUGUCAUCAGAAGUAGACCUUGGGAGCUUUCAUGAAGGUGAAGAUGUUUCUGAGGUGGACAUGCUGCUGGCUGUGGGUGAGGGUGCAGUGAAGAAGAAAAGGAAACCUAGAAGAGGCGAAGACUUCAAAUUUCGUGAAGCUGUUAUUAAAGCUGACUUCUGGCUUCUGUGGCUCGCAUACUUCCUCGGUGUUGGUUCUGGUGUAACUGUUCUUAAUAAUUUAGCACAGAUUGGCGUUGCACUAGGUGUAAAUGAUACAACGAUAUUACUCAGUUUGUUCAGUUUUUGCAACUUUUUGGGCCGUCUUGGGGCAGGUGUUGUUUCGGAACACUUUGUGAGGUCAAAAACAAUACCACGAACAUUUUGGAUGAUGCUAGCACAAAUCAUCAUGAUUAUGACAUUCCUUCUUUAUGCUUCAGCUCUGAGUGGUACUCUCUAUGCUGCGACAGCAUUGCUAGGGAUUUGCUUCGGUGUUCAGUUUGGUGUAAUGAUUCCAACUGCCUCCGAACUCUUUGGCUUGAAACAUUUUGGCAUAAUAUUCAACUUCAUGCAGCUUGGCAAUCCAAUAGGAGCGCUUCUGUUUUCUGGUCUACUGGCUGGUUAUGUCUAUGACAUGGAGGCAGGAAAGCAACAAGGAUUGCACUGUCUGGGCCCAAAUUGCUUUAGGCUCACGUUCCUGGUUUUAGCAGGAGUUUCUGCCUUUGGUGCGUUCUUGAGCAUGAUCUUGACCGUCAGAGUUAGACCAGUUUACCAGAUGUUGUAUGCUGCAGGUUCUUUCCGUUUGGCCCAGGCUUCUGAUCACUGAUUGACAUUGUUGCCUUUUGCAUUUAUAUGUAUGUAUAUAUUAUAUAUGUAUAUCAUCAUGUUCCUCCGGGUAUAACCAAAAGUUUGAAAGAAUGGUUAAUGUCCAAGUAAAAUUUACUAGUGUUGAUUUUCUAAUGUUCAUUUGGGGAACAGCUUGAUGCUUCUAUAUCAGGAAAUAAAUACUAUGCAUUGAAUCGCCUGCAAA
Molecule: messenger RNA, 2191 nt
Organism: Capsicum annuum
Lineage: Eukaryota; Viridiplantae; Streptophyta; Magnoliopsida; Solanales; Solanaceae
Product: protein NUCLEAR FUSION DEFECTIVE 4
Exons: 4
Coding region: 296-1987 (563 amino acids)
Biological process (GO): transmembrane transport
Cellular component (GO): membrane
Molecular function (GO): transmembrane transporter activity
Source: RefSeq, a predicted model, not a curated record